GGGCGUCAGGGCUGACUCUGGCUUCAGUCGUCGCUAGCUCCCAUCGCUGCGCAGUGGCAUGAACAGAGACAGCAGCACAUCCAGCUCUGACACCAGAAACACGGACCGGGAUGAUCCAGCACCAGAUGGCAACGUGACAGAGAAUCCAAUGGCUUCCUCGGGGAGCGUCCUUCUGACUGCGUGGCCCCGUGCUCCCUCCCUCUCCUCAGGCAUCCAGGGGGAUGACAACCUGCAGUCCAUGCUGGUCGGAACCGUCAUGAGGAAGAUCAAGUCUCGGAGCUGGAAGAAGCAGCGGUACUUCAAGCUGCAGGACGACUGCGCCACCAUCUGGUACCAGUCCAAGAAGACCGGCAACACCCACUGCACCUUUUCCGUGAGCGAUGUGGAGGCAAUACGAGAGGGCCACCAGUCCGAGGUGCUGCUCAGCAUUGCAGAUGAGUUCCCACCUGACCGAUGCUUCACGCUGGUCUUCCGUGGGCGCAGGGGAAACCUCGACCUGGUGGCCGAGUCGGCCGAGGAGGCGCAGUCCUGGAUCAGGGGCAUGAGGAAGCUGAUCGAGAACCUGGAGAACAUGGGGGAACGGGAGAAGCUGGACCAAUGGAUCGGUGACUGGUUCAAGAAGGCAGACAAGAAUAAGGACGGACGGAUGAACUUCAAGGAAGUGAGGGACCUGCUGAAGAUGAUGAAUGUGGAUAUGAACGAGCACCACGCUCAUCGUCUCUUCACCAUGGCUGACCGCUCCCAGUCGGGCACGCUGGAGGACGAUGAGUUCGUCCUCUUCUACAAGAUGCUGACCCGGCGGGAGGACGUGCUGAAGGUCUUCCAGCAGUACUCAGCCGACGGGCAGAAACUCUCCCUGAGGGACCUGCAGGGCUUCCUGAGGGACGAGCAGCUGGAGGGGGGCGGCGUCGAGCAGCAGGCCAAGCGGCUGAUCGAGCGCUACGAGCCCUCGGACACAGCCAAGCUGCUGAAUGCCAUGACCUUCGAUGGCUUCCUGAUGUAUCUGGGCUCGGCCGAGGGCUCCAUCUUCAACCCGCAGCGGCGAGGACUCUUCCAGGACAUGAGCCAGCCGCUGUGCCACUACUUCAUCUCCUCGUCACACAACACCUACCUGAUGGAGGACCAGCUCCGAGGGCAGAGCAGCGUGGAGGGCUACAUCAGGGCCCUGAGUCGCGGCUGCCGCUGCCUGGAGGUGGACUGCUGGGACGGCGCCAGCGGGGAGCCCAUCGUUUAUCACGGACGCACCUUCACCUCCAAAAUACUCUUCAAGGACGUGGUGAGCGCCGUGGGAAACUACGCCUUCAAGGUAUCUGAAUAUCCCGUCAUCCUGUCCAUCGAGAACCACUGCGGUGUGGAGCAACAGAACGUCAUGGCCCAACACCUGAACCACAUCCUCGGCGACAAGCUGCUGAAGAGCACCUUGGACGGCAGGGCCCCGGUGGGGCUGCCGUCCCCUGAGGAUCUAAAGGGAAAGAUUCUGCUGAAGGCCAAGAAAAUCGGCGGUUUGGAGGAGAGUUUCAGCGGGAUGGUGGAGGACGCUCUGACCGGGGAGGUCAGCGACGAAGAGGAGGCGUCCGAAAUUGAGAAAGAUCAUCUCCAGCGUGAGAGCAUCCGUCACAGGGUGAAGAAGUCCAAGCAGCAUCUGUCCAAGGAGCUGUCAGACUGUGUGGUUUACUGCAAAAGUGUCCACUUCAGCAGUUUCAAACACUCUAGGAUCCAUUCCAAGUUCUACGAAGUGGCCUCGUUCACAGAGUCCAAAGCUCGUAAACACCUGAAAGACGCCGGAGCGGAGUUCGUGCUGCACAACUCCCGUCAGCUCACCAGAAUUUAUCCCAGCGGCUUCCGAACAGACUCCUCCAACUUCAAUCCUCAGGAAAUGUGGAACGCCGGCUGCCAGUUUGUCGCAUUGAACUUCCAGACUGCGGGGGAGGGCAUGGACCUGAACGAUGGACUGUUCAAUCAGAAUGGACACUGUGGCUACGUCCUAAAACCCAUUUUCAUGAGAGAACCUGGAAGUGGUUUUGACCCUGAGAUGCCUCAAAACUGGGAAGGCUACCGACCUGUUGUCCUCACGAUACAGGUGAUCAGCGGCCAGCAGCUUCCCAAAGUCAACAUCAAAGAGGAUUCCAUCGUGGACCCUCUUGUCCGGGUGGAGAUCCAUGGAGUUCCCAUGGACCAAGCGAAGCAGGAGACGCGAUACAUUGAGAACAACGGCUUUAACCCUGUGUGGUAUGACACCCUACGCUUCAGCAUCCACGCUCCUGAGCUGGCCUUGGUCCGCUUCGUGGUGGAGGACUACGAUAAAACGUCUAAAAAUGACUUUGUGGGGCAGUUCACGCUUCCCCUCAGCUGCAUGCAGCAAGGUUAUCGUCACAUUCACCUUUUGUCCAGAGACGGAACCAGUAUUCCUCCCUCCUCCUUAUUUGUUCACAUCAGGAUCACAGAACUGAACAAAGCUUCAGGUUCCUGACGAACCUGAGACGAUGGUCUUCAUUACAGACACGUGGAAAGGACUAUUCCUCAACCUGCUUUUAAUGCGCUUACCUUUUGAUGUGAAGCAAUAGGCCAAACGCUCGUACAGUGGAUAUGCAUGUCGUAGUUUAGUCCUGUGUGAAACCUGCUGCUGUGACUGAGCUGAACUGAAUGUGCCACUGUGUUCAGACCCACAUGUGAAUGUUCUGUCAGUAUUUUAGUGAGAAGCUCAGUCUUUACUUUAACUGUGGUCAGUGCGUAAACCUGACGUCCAGGAGGAAAACACUAGCGUCAACGUCAGAAAGAUCAAACGGACUUUUACUUUGAAGUUGUGAAUUCAGGAUGCUGUGAAAUACCACAUUUAAAUUUUACCAUCUUUUUGUAAGAGACAAAUUAAGCACAGAAUGAAACAAACCAAUAAUAGUAAAUGUUUUCACUCCAGCCUAUUUUUUCAUGAUUUGCUUUGAGCUAAAUUUAGCUGGGUUAACAUUUGACUCUUAUUUUUCCAAACUACUGAAGGAGAGAACAGAGGGAUAAUGAAAGCAACAAAGUCAACAGCGACAUCAAUAUUUAAUAGUUGUUUAAUAAUUAACUCUAAAUAUGAUACAUGAUCUAGAUGUGUCACAUUCAACCUGUGUGUUUUAGUGACAGAGUUGGACAUCUAGACUUUUUGAUCCAACAAACAGGUCAGAUUCUAUAAUAAAAAUAAAAAACAUAUUCACGUAUUCACCUGCCAAACAGAGCUCUGUAAAAUAAAAUGAUUGUUUAACGUCGAACCACAGCAGCAUGUUGUAUGACUGUGACACACACACACAACACACUAAUACAAUAAAUGACAACAUGUUUUUGGAAACGUUUCAACACAGUCUGUUUAAAAUAAAGAAUAUUAAAUCAAAUUAUUUUAGGGUUUUAGGGUUUGAGCAGAAAUGGGUUUGCGGUAAUUUACUUUAUAGUCAUCAAUACGUACUAAUAAAAAAGAAACCUAAACAUGUUUUUUGCAAUGGUUUAUUCUCUUGAACAAUGAAACAGAGGUUAGCCACAUAUAAAUUAAAAUAAAUUGAAUUAGAUAAUGAUGUUGGGUCAGUUUAUUAAAUCGUGAAGGUUUUAAUCUGAAAAGACAAUUUCUGGUUCUGUGUUAUUUAAUCAAGCUUUCUGCAGGUUCGUGAAUAUUAUACUAUUAUAUUAAAUGCUUGAAUUUUUCUUUAUGAUUAUGUAGAUGAACUGAAACAUGACUUGUCUUGUGUCACUGACGUUGUUUUGCAGUACUGACACAUUUUGAUAUAUAUAUAUUUUUAUAUGCUGAAGUCUUCCUGUGUACUGUACAGUUAGAUCAUUGCAGUGUUAUAAUGAGUAGACCGUCUGCUUGUUUUUUAUCCUCAUAUUCAUUUGCCACAUCUGCAAAUAAAUAUAAUUUGAAACUUAAAGCUUCUGUAUGUUUGUUUUUAUAUGUUUAAAACAACCUUGAUUUAUGUGGAUCCAGACUGUACUGUGAUUGUCCUGCAUUAAAUUUAUGUACUACCGUACUUCUUCAUUCUGCUAUUCUGCCUGGUCACUUUAAUAAAUGUUUGUUUAACAGAGGUUCAGUUGGUCCAAAACAACAUAUUAGUUGUUUAAUUAAUUUAGCUAACUAAUACAAAUUAUAAUGUGUAAAUGUGUAACAUUUGUUUAAAACUGAGGUAUUACUACAUUUAUUUAUACAGUUGUUUUUCAGUGUCAGUUUUUUUUUUUU
Messenger RNA from Betta splendens (Siamese fighting fish), 4201 nucleotides. RefSeq names its product 1-phosphatidylinositol 4,5-bisphosphate phosphodiesterase delta-4-like. Gene Ontology annotation, biological process: lipid metabolic process; intracellular signal transduction. The coding region runs from base 59 to 2470 and encodes 803 amino acids. The record is from RefSeq and is a predicted model, not a curated record. The transcript is spliced from 16 exons. Gene Ontology annotation, molecular function: phosphatidylinositol-4,5-bisphosphate phospholipase C activity; calcium ion binding. NCBI's taxonomy places the organism in Eukaryota, Metazoa, Chordata, Actinopteri, Anabantiformes, Osphronemidae.